Silurus meridionalis is the source of this 1925-nucleotide messenger RNA. RefSeq names its product crossover junction endonuclease EME1-like. Gene Ontology annotation, cellular component: nucleus; Holliday junction resolvase complex. Gene Ontology annotation, molecular function: nuclease activity; DNA binding. The transcript is spliced from 8 exons. The record is from RefSeq and is a predicted model, not a curated record. Bases 102 to 1352 code for a protein of 416 amino acids. Gene Ontology annotation, biological process: replication fork processing; double-strand break repair; resolution of meiotic recombination intermediates. Lineage: Eukaryota; Metazoa; Chordata; Actinopteri; Siluriformes; Siluridae.
GCAGAAUCGCAGCUGUGUGGUUUUUGUAUGUAACUGCUGAAAUUGGAGCUUGUUACUACGCAUGCGCAGUGAUGGCGCACCGGCGCCGGUGAACGCGCAGCAUGUCGGAGCUAGCGCGAGCUCACACCUGGGAGAUUUCCGACUCGGAGGCAGAGCUCGAGCCCGAGACUGAGGGCAGCACCGCGGGGUCGGGGAGCGCGCAUAGCCGCACACACAGCUCUCAGAGCCCCAGUGCCCGGGGAAAGAGGAGAGGGGACAGGGAGAGACAGAGGGAGGAGAAGGAGAGACAGAAAGAGAGACAGAGGGAGGAGAAGGAGAGAUGGAAAAGGGAAAAGGAGAAACAGAGGGAGAGACAGAAGGAGGAGAAGAGACAGAAGCAGAAGAAGAAGAAGGAGGCGGCUGAGAGAGUAAAAAGUCUCAAACCUGAGGAAUAUUUAAAGACCAUCACUGUCAACAUCCACCCAGUGUUGUUGCAGGACUCAGGGUGUGACGUGUUGUUGAGUACACUGGCUGCUUUGGAGUGGAGGAACCAAAUAGAGGAGCACGACCUCACACACUCCAUCAGCUGGAGCAGAACACAAGCUGUAACUCUACACACUACUGAGGAUGAAGACAGUAUGGUGGUUGAGGAAGACCAGGUGCUGAUGGUUGUCACUCAGAUUGAGUUUGUGGACAUGAUGAUGUCCAUCAAACAGGCUCUGAUUGGUGGUUGUGAGGAGGCGGAGUCUCUGUUCCAGCCUCUCUGUGGGUAUCUAAACAGAAAAACAGGAGCAGUCAUUUCAGUGCUGGUGACCAGGGGGCAGUACUAUCAAGGCAGAGACUUGUAUUAUGAGGAAGAUGAGACGUGUCCACGUUCUCAACUUGGGCUCCAGAACAUCGACAUUGAGGAGGUGCUUGUGUACCUGCAGCUCUACAAGAAUGUAUCAGUCCACUUCCUGUUUGGCUGGCAGGAAGUCACAGAUCAUGUGUGUGCUGUUACCAAGGCCUUAUCUAAACGCCCCUCAAGAACACUACAGGACAUUCCUGAUCUUGGUUUCUGUGUGGACGGUUUGUGGUCAGGGGGAGUGCGUGUUGAGAGUGGUGGGCGGGGCCUCGCUCAGGUUUGGACACGACAAAUACAGCAGCUCAACCGUGUCAGUGUCUCCAUGGCAACAGCGGUGACCACUGCCUACCCCUCCCCCCAACUCCUUCUACAGGCCUAUGAGAAAGCAGAGUCUGGAGAAGAGAGGUGUGGCCUAUUGGCUGAUCUCAGAGUGAAGGGCGGAGCUAAAGAGAGACGUAUCGGACCUGAGCUGUCGACCCGUGUGCACCGACUGAUGACUUCCCACAAUCCUGAGCUGGUGCUGGACUAGAGAAUUGUGGGAAAUGCAUAUUAUGUUUAAUAUAAAUCAUGGACUCAAUCAGGGACAUCACACACACACACACACACACACACACACACACACACACACACACACACACAGUUUGAAUUUAUUCAGAUUAAGAUUUGAAAUGAAGAUCAGUGUAUCAGUGACUGGGUUGAUGUUCUUGUUGAGAAGGUUUGAGCAGAGUCAGCUGCUUUACAGUGGAACAGGAGAAGACUGUGGGUUACACAAUACCUCCUGUUAUCUGCUCACAUUCUUCACUCUGGCAUCACUGUGAUCUUCUCUCUGUGUAAACACAUCCCCCAUACACACCUUCUGUCCUUCACUGGAGACACAUUUGUGUAAUUUAGGUGUAGAUGUGGACAGUGUCUCCGGUUUAAACCACGUUCAUGAUCUGAUGAUUUGUAGAGCACCAAUAUCAGACUUCUCUCACGUAUUCAACAGUCUAUUGUUUUCCACAGUAGAAAGAGCAACAGUUCCCUGAACUGGAUUUAUACUGAGGGAAAGAAAAGUUCUUGUACCUUCAUGUCAGGUCACAUGGAAUAAAGGUAUUGGAAUAUA